AACAGAUUUAUUAAAAUAUUUGUAUUUAUAACCCCUUAUUCAAUACAAAUACUUUCAUCAUGGUUAGGGCACUUAAACAUCAUGAACAGAAAUUGUUGAAGAAGGUUGAUUUCCUUGAUUGGAAACAAGAUCAAGGUCACAGAGACACUCAAGUGAUGAGAACCUAUCACAUUCAAAAUAGAGAAGACUAUCAUAAAUACAACAAAAUAUGUGGUGAGAUUAGAAAGCUUGCUCAUAAACUCUCAUUAUUACAACCAACUGACCCAUACAGAAUAAAGCAUGAACAGCUUCUUUUAGAAAAAUUGUAUGCCAUGGGGAUCUUGGCCACUAAAUCCAAAAUCUCAGAUUUGGAAAACAAAGUAACAGUUAGUGCACUUUGUCGUCGUAGAAUUCCAGUUGUCAUGUGCCGUUUGAAGAUGGCAGAAACAGUUGGUGAUGCUGUGACAUUUGUGGAACAAGGUCACGUCAGAGUUGGCCCAAAUGUUAUCACUGACCCAGCAUAUUUAGUGACAAGAAACUUGGAAGAUUACUUGACUUGGGUUGAUACUUCUAAGAUAAAGAGAAACGUUCUUAAGUACAAGAAUAAGAUUGAUGAUUAUGACUUGACUUAAAUGGACCAUGAGGUACUAGAGUGUUAAUUUCCUCCACCACUGUGCUUGUCAAAGAAAAGGAAAAUUAAAGAGAGAAUAAUAAAAAAGUAUAGUUGUUCAAUUCUUAUUACUGCAUCAGCUUCUGUACACUAGACCUUAUAGGUAUCAUUAGAACUAUACUUUUCUUUGUAUAUAUAUACUAUAUAAUAUGCAU
Molecule: messenger RNA, 804 nt
Organism: [Candida] anglica
Lineage: Eukaryota; Fungi; Ascomycota; Pichiomycetes; Serinales; Debaryomycetaceae
Source: the annotation of a GenBank genome assembly